Messenger RNA from Nicotiana tabacum (common tobacco), 2251 nucleotides. The record is from RefSeq and is a predicted model, not a curated record. NCBI's taxonomy places the organism in Eukaryota, Viridiplantae, Streptophyta, Magnoliopsida, Solanales, Solanaceae.
UUUUUUCCGAAGUUGAUAUGCAAUUUGAUCACAAGAAAAUGACAAAGAAAAGUUGACAGCAGCUGCAAGAAUAGGAAAAUUCUAAUUCGGAGGCUAAGCGUUGUUUAAAAGGCAGCACAAUCAAAGCACAAAUUCAUAUUACAAUCAAAUUUCCACUUUCACUAUUCGGUUUUUCUGUAAGGAUUCUAAGGGAGAAAAUGAAUUGGAUUCAACGCAAAAUCUAUCUCUACAAUGUCACUUUUGGUCUUUACAUGCUCGACUGGUGGGAACGUUGCCUCUUCAAUAUUUUGGUGCUUGUGUUGUUGUGGUUUAUGUGUUACAACGGGUUUCGUUAUGCUUCCGAGCUUUUCAACAGGUAUGUGUUUCAUUCUAUGUUACAAUCUCAAAAAAAGUAAAGUUUUAUCCUAAAUUUUUGAAGUUGGUUUAGUUUUUCAGCUACUAUAAGAAAUGAUAAAAUAUCAAAGGUCUCAAGAAAUACAAGAAUGAAAUCUAGGACCUAAAUGUUUAUUUUCUUAAAUAAUGGUGGUGUCCGUGUAGCUUGCACGCACCCAAACUAUUGCAUCCGGUACCCAGGGACGAAGCUAUGUAUAGCUAAGGGUGGUCAACUAAACACCCUUCACCGAAAAAUUAUACUAUGUAUAGGGUAAAAUAUUACUUGUUAUUGAUUAAAAAAUAGAUUUUGAACACUCUUGCAUAGCCCACUAGCAAAGAAUGUUCGAAAUAUUGAAUUUCCUGACUUCGUCACCAUGGGUAUCUGCUUACCUCUCAUGGUACGAGGUAACUCCACCCACCAAUAUCUAGGACCUUCAUGUUACUAUCUAAAAGUGUGUGGAUGGAAAUAGGAUGUGGAAAGGAGCAGCAAUGGGAUUAGUAUGUAAAUACACUAACAUCACUAGAGCAAACUGAUUGUCAGGGUUUGCAGUUAGCAAAACUAGAUAAUAAUGAACUUGCGUAAUGAUAUUCAUUUAUGCCAUGGUGCACUGAACUUGCAUAGUGAUAUUUAGAUGAGCCUAGCAUAUUCAAUACAGUUGCAUUUCAAUGAAUUUAGUGGAAGAAUUUGGCUAUAAUUGUAUGAAUAUGAGUUUCAACUAUUAACUAUUAGCGGAUUUUGAUGGUCCCCUAGGAUAAGAAAGGGUAUUUGACAAAUUUGUUUCAUAUCGAGAUUAACUGGAGAUCUGGACAAAUAAACCAUGUCAUCAGUCAACCUAACAAGCCAUAUUUUCUUAACAUGGUAUACCCAUCAAGUCAUUCGACUUGUUAUUUCGUACCUUUGGAGAAUUAGAUAAGAAAUGGACCCUGGCGGUAACUUAACCCUAAAAGCUAGCUUAUGAGUAGUGGCAGAACUAGAAAUUUUAUUAAGGGGUGUCAAAAUACAAAAAAGUAAAUACACGAAGAAAAUAAAGGAAGUCAACAUAUAAUAUAUAUACCAUAAUAAUAAUUUUUUGACCUAGUUAAACAAUGUAAUUUUCCGGCGAAAGGAUGUCAAUUGACACCUCUUAGCAUAAGGUGGGGUGAGGAUUGACCAAGACCAUAUAAGGAGACCAAGUAUCAACACAAAUGGGUACUCUUUAACAUUAUUGCAAAAAUGUAGUUUUCCUGUUUUGAUCACAUAACUGUGAAUCAGGCGGCGUAAGGCCAAGUUUUAGUGUAACAACUAUUUUGGCAUUGAUCAGAUGAAAAAUAGUUCUCUCGAAAGUUCUGACUCCUGAUAGCUUACCAUCUCUGGCAGCAGAAAAGAGAAAGUAACAUCCUUGGAAGGUUAAUAUAACUGGAAUAUAUAUGAAUUAGUCAAAUUUAAUUUGACUGGAAAAAUGUUUAAGCCAGAGUAACAAAAUCAUGACAUCCAAAUGCACCAGUUUCAGGCCAAGAACACUCCAUUUUGGCAACCAGUUUCUUAUUUUCUUCAAAUUUAUGCCAUUUCUCAGUUUGCCACCAUUGUCCUGUAUAAGCUACACCAAGUGCUCAUAUUUUUCUUUUCACUUGAUUUAAUUGUUGAUAUUUAAGAUUGAUACAAGUUAUUCUGUAGUACUUUGCGUUAAUAGAUACAUGUUAUUUUUUGUAUAACCUGUCAUAAGGGGCCUAACUUCCUUAAACAUAUUCCCUUUGCUCGGACACGAGUGCGGUUGUCUGACACGUGUGCGGAUCUAGAGGUCGGAUCCUUCGAGAUUUAAAUUCUAAGAUUCGAGGAUAUGGAUCCUAGUAUGUAUACGGGUGCGCGGAUACGGCUAAAAAUAAUUCACAAAAAUAAAAA